UCACCAGAGGGCUUACUGGGGACUCCUCUGUCACCCUUCCCCGUGGGGACUAGACUGCUGAGGGAGGGACUGCUGAGAUCAUGACCGAGAGUGUCUAAACUCUUUGGGCAGAAGGGGGAGAAAAAAAAGAAGCGUUUGCACCGUAGGCGUGGUGGAAUCGGACGUCUACUGACUUUGGAGAAGAGGGAGAGGGAGAGGGAGAGGCGAAGUGCUGUUGAAUGGGGGGAACUUCAGGAGCAAUCAACGAACGAACGAACAAAACUCCCUCCUAGGUUUGUUAGUGUGUGUGUCCUAAGACCUGGAAGAUUUGAAAGAGGAAGGUGGCAAGCGGGAGGCUGGCCGGCGCUUCCAAAAGGCAAUCCAGGGGAGUUGUUAAUGCAACAUGAUCCUAUGGAAGUCGCUCUAAAAAUAUCAGCAGUCGGGAGUCCAUGAGCCACCUCUGUCCGCUUAAUUGGCCUGCAGAUUAGGCAUUUUGUUUUCAACAACCUAAUUACAAAACCUUUUUAUGGCACAAGCACCCCACGCAGGUAAACUCUCGUUUUUUCCUCAUUGUUUUUGGUUGUUCAUUAUACCGGGAUACAUUGUUAUUUAGCGAAAACCUUGCAUAGAGAGGUUGAAAAGCUGGCCUACUUUUUUUUCUCCCAUACGUCAAUUGUUUGAAGUCUGCUCAGCAGGAAGAGUUGUGAUAAAAGAUGCAAUGGUAUCAUGCGAUUUUGACCUACUUUGGACAAUCAUAACAACACAACACCCACAGCUUCAGUUCCCGGUCUCAUCGCAAGAUUUCAAACGGAACCUAUUCAACAGCGAUACUACAACCCCAGUCAUAUAUAGCGUAGAGGUAACAAAAAAAGCAUUCUGAGAAAGAAAGACAGAAAGAAAGACAGCACAGAGCCAUGAAGAAGGCAGAGGUGCAGAUGUCCCUGAAGAAGGGUGCGGACGAUGGGGCGUACGGCAAAGCACCUCCCAGCCCGCGGCUGGCAUCCAAGCGGGCCAAAGUCAACCCGGACCAGGUGGUACCCGGCGACCCGGAGGGCUCACCGUACCCCACUCAAACACCACCCGUCUUCAUCCGCAAGAUGAGGAACUCGGCGGUGGGCACGGGAUGUGACAUCCGCCUCAAGGUGGCCGUGGCUGGAGACCCGCAGCCCACGCUCUACUGGUACCACAACGACGACCUGGUGAACAUGGAUAACCAGGAGUACGGCGGCCUGUGGAUCAGGGAUUGUAAACAGAGCGACGCCGGCCUCUACACCUGCAUCGCCACCAACGAGCUGGGGGAGACCAGGAGCAGUGCCGUCCUCGCCGUUUUGGAUCUGGGGGAAGACUCAGAGAAUACAGAGGAUGAAGGUGGCGAACCCCAGGUACCCAUGGAGCACAAAGAAGGACCCGAGGACCUGCAGGACCAGGCUGCCCAGAGAGUGCCUGCUGGUGACAGGGUGAUGGACGCGGGUCCCGAAGGGGCUGGCGGUCACCUGGGCCCAACAGACAGGUGGGAGGGAGUGGAGAGGAGCAGCAGCAGGAGCCACCUCGAGGACGUGUUGAGGGACUCUCCCCCUCAAGUUCUCCCGCCCCCUUCCCCCCUCCCCCGCCACGCGACCGCCUCUCCCCUGCUCACCCGGCCCGGCUCGGCCCCCGUCACGCCCCUCGCCCCCCGCAAGAAAGCCGUGGUGCCCAGCGACUACCAGGACACGGUGCCCGGCGAGUUCGAGGAGAAGAUCAAGCAGCCCAAGCCUCUGUCCCAGAGUAGCGCCCAGGACUCGCGGCCCCAGACCCCCGUGCUCAGCGAGGGCUACGCCCGCAAGGACCUGACCGCCCCCCGCCCCUCACCCAAGCUCACCCGCCCCAGCUCCAAGAUCUUCGAGAAGGUGCGCGACUUCACCGAGCGCCGCCGCGGCAGCACCACCGACAACGAGGGCUCCAUCUCCGGGCGCUCCUGGGCCGGCUUCCACCGGGCGCCGUCUGUCGACUCGGACGACGGAGGCAGCCGGCUGGGCAUCUCCCGGGAGAGCUCCAGGGAGGACCUGAGCGAGGCGCUGAAGGCCGACGCCGCCCAGAGGAGGUCCCAGUUCAGGCAGCGGGCCGCCUCCUUGGAGGACCGGCCGCGCUACACGCAGAAGGUGCAGGACAUCGAGAGCAAGUUCACCGAGGAGCUGCAGCGCAUUAAGAAGCUGGUGGGCAAGCCGCACAUGAAGAAGUCCUUCUCCACCGAGCAGCUGUCGUCGUCGUCAUCGUCGUCCCGCAGGAGCCGGCAGCAGCCCCUCAGGAAGGUGGAGCCCAUUCCGCCACAGGUGCUGCAGAAGCUGCAGGAACGGGAGCGUGCCCAGCAGGCUCAGGAGCAGCGCGAGAGAGACCACCAGCGCACAGAUCAGUCACCCCGCAAGUCGCCGUCACACGUGGAACAGAGCCAGAGCCAUCAGAAAGCACAACAACAACAGCAACAACAACAACAACAACAACAACAACAACAACAAGCUAAUCAGCAAGUGCCGAUUCCAGACCGGGUGUCUUCAGCAGCACAACCAGCACACCAACAGCAGCAGCAGCCGCAGCCGGAGCCGGCCAAGCGAUCCACCGUCAGCAUCAUGGCCGGCGGCCGACUGGGACACGAGGUCUCGCCCCCUGAGGCCAUGUCACCCUCCGAGUUACCCGGGCAGCGCUCCGAGCCGAGGCGGAUGCGCACCGCCAGCCCGAGCCUAGUCCGCAGGUCCCCCAUCGACGUCAUCAGCCACCACGCGUCUGAAGACAGGCCACGCUCCCCGCACAGGCGCAUGGAGUCGCCCGUGGAGAUGGUGCGCAAGCUCGAGCCCCGGCCGGCCAGCCCACUGGUGCAGCGGGUGACACGCGGGCAAGAGGUGCCCGACGCGUCGGAGAGGGAAGGGUCCGGAAGGAAGACGCCCGUCGAGGUAAACGUGAGGAAGUUAGACCGUCGACCCGAGAGCCCUCUCGUGCAAAGAAGAGACCCCCCGGCGAUGCACGAGCGACCUGGUCAAGCGCCACCAAAGCCCCCCAGGAGCCCUCCAGAGGAGAUAGAGGUGGAUGUGAAACCAGCGUCUCCGUUGACGAGUCCUGGUCCUGCAUCCAGUGGUGGUGGAAGUGGUGGUGGUGGUAGUGGUGGUGUUGGUGGUGGUGGUAGUGGUGGUGUUGGUGGUGGUGGUGGUGCUGCUGCUGUUGCUGCUGCCCCUCCACCGAGGCUCACCAUUCCCACCAUAAUUGUAGAGGAGGAACCCAUGGAGGUGGCUCCGGCUGCCGUGGAGAAGACGAGGAAAAGCAGUCCUGUCAAAGAGGAGAAAGCAGCCAGGAGCAAAGGCAAAGGCAAAGGCAGACGCACCAGGCCCAUGUCUCCUGAGCUGGAAUCCUCAGACGACUCCUAUGUGUCGGCUGGUGAGGACCCUAUGGAGGCUCCCAUGUUUGAGUUCCCUCUCCAUGAUGUAGUUGCAUCCAGUGGUGUGGAAGUGGUACUCAAAUGCAUCAUCGCUGGCACUCCCCUCCCAGAAGUCACAUGGAAAAGAAACAACGCUGAGGUGAGGAACAGCCCCACUCACACGGUGAAGGUGGAAGGAGAGAGGCACUCUUUGAUCAUCAAGAAGACGAAACCCGCCGACGCCGGCACAUACACCGUCACAGCAACCAAUCAGAUGGGCUCGACAUCCUGCAACGCAACGCUCCUCAUCAAAGCAGAGCCGUCACCGGAGCAGAGAGGUAACCUUGGAGUGCCCAUGGACAUAGCCAGCCCCAUCACGUCCGAUGAGGAGUACCUGAGCCCCAUGGAGGAGAGCAUGGACUACGGCAGCUCCUACAAGACCAUUAUGGACAACAAGGCCAUCAUGGACCCACGCUUCAGAGAGCCACCCGCCUUCCAGGCCACCAUGAAUGAUCAGUCGGUCAUUGAAGGACAGGAGGUGACUAUGUCUGUCCGCAUGACAGGACAGCCAAAACCCAUGUUGUACUGGCUGAGAGAUAGAGUGACGAUAAAGACCGGUCAGCGCCACACUGUGCGUGAGACAGAGGAAGGUUUCUUCGAGAUGGUGAUCAAGUCAGCAGUGAAGUCUGACUCAGGGGUUUACACCUGCAAGAUUAUUAACGAGUACGGCACUAAGCAGUGCGAAGCUAAACUGGAUGUCAACCCGCCCCCUAUAGAGCCUCAGCUGGCCGUCAUCCGGCCGGUGAAGGACGUGACGGUGAACGCGGGCGAGACGGCGCUGUUCGAGUGCCACGUGACGGGCCCACAGGACGUGGACGUGGACUGGCUGUCGGACGGCAAGCUCGUCCAGCCGGCGCUGCUCAACUGCAAGAUGCAUUUUGACGGACGCCGCUGCCGCCUGCUGCUCAACUCCGUACACGAGGACGACAGCGGCACCUACACCUGCAAACUCAGCACAGCUAAAGAGGAGCUGACCUCCAGCGCCAGGCUCCAGGUCAUUCCCUCCAUCGAGCCGCUCUUCACCCGCAAGCCGGACGUGCUGGAGGUCAUCGAGGGCCGCAACGCCCGCUUCGACUGCAAGGUCAGCGGCACGCCCCCGCCCACCGUCGUCUGGAGCCAUUUCGACCAUCUUCUGGAGGAGAACGAGGACAUCCGCAUCCUGAAGGAAGGGGGGCGCCACUCGUUGGUCAUCUCCCACGUCUGCACGGAGGAGGAGGGGCUCUACACGGUGGUGGCCCGCAACACCCACGGCGUCAUCGAGUGCUCGGCUGAGCUCUACGUGCAGGAGCCCCGGCCUGCCAUCUCCUCGCAAAUGGCAAAGCUGGAGAAGAUGCCGUCCAUUCCCGAGGAGCCGGAGGUGCCGGAGAACGAGGUGGAGCGCUUCACCAUGCCCGACUUCGUCAAGCCGCUGUACGACCUGGACGUCAUCGAGGGGAAGGAGGCGGUUCUCAAGUGCAAAGUGGCCGGGCUCCCGUACCCCACCAUCUGCUGGUUCCACAACGGCAUCAAGAUCGCUAGUACAGAGGACCGGAAGAUGACACAAUUCAGGGACAUUCACAGCCUGGUGAUCCGCUCGGUGUGCCAUGCCCACGGUGGCGUCUACAAAAGUGUCAUCUCCAACAAGGUGGGCAAAGCCACCUGCUAUGCCCAUCUGUACGUGACAGACAUUAUUCCUGACCCUCCUGAUGGUGCUCCGAUGGUGGAAUCCAUCACUGGCAAGACCAUCACCUUGAAGUGGAAGAAACCAAAGAGGCUGGAUCCCUCCAUCGACCCCAGCACGCUGAUGUACGCUGUGCAGCAGCAGGCCCUGGGCUCCAUCCAGUGGACCAUCGUGGCCUCCUGCCUGAAGGAGACCAGCUACACGGUGAGCCAGCUGACCAAGGGCGUGCGCUACGCCUUCAGAGUGCUCUCCAUCACCAGCAAGUGCUUCAGCAAGCCCUCCGCCGCCACAGACCCUGUGCAGCUCGUAGACAGAGGUCCCUAUCUCCAGGAGAUCCCCGUCAUCACAGACAAGCCAGACGUGGUGUACGCCGUGGAGAACCAACCAGUCAGCAUCAGCAUCACGCUCAACCACGUCAACGCCACGGUGGCCUGGAAAAGGAGAGGGGCCACUCUUGUGAAUCGGCCCGGCAUGUUUGAGAUGACCAUGCCCGAUGAUAAUCAGCACACCCUGAAGCUGGGGAAGGUGAAGGCCACAGACGCCGGCCAGUUCACCUGCGUGGCCAGCAACCCCUACGGCAGCGACCAGUGCACCUUCUCCCUGGAGCUCGCAGCUCCGCCGACGUUCGAGACCAUCAUGGAGGACCUGGACGUCAACGUGGGAGAGACGCCUCGCUUUGCUGUGGUGGUGGAAGGAAAGCCCAUCCCAGACAUCCUUUGGUUCAAGGAUGACGUCCUGCUGGCGGAGAGCAGUCACUACACGUUUGUGUACGACGAUAACGAGUGUUCGCUGGUGGUGCUCAACACUCGUGCGGACGACUCCGGGGUCUACACCUGCACGGCCAAGAACCUGGGAGGCUCCAUCUCCUGCAAGGCCGAGCUCACCGUUCACACAACCAAGAAGGAGUGCGAGGAUGUCAUGGAGGAUGAGCAGUCCAUCCUGAGGAAGAUGCGCCGGCUGACGGACUAUUAUGAUGUGCACAAAGAGAUCGGGAGGGGCGCUUUCUCCUAUGUGAAGGCGGUGAUGCAGAAAGCGGGGAAGAUGGAAUACGCAGCCAAGUUCAUCUCGGCUCGCGCCAAGAAGAAGAGCUCAGCCCUGCGCGAGAUGAGCCUGCUGUCGGACCUGGACCACGAGAGGAUCCUUUACUUCCACGACGCCUUCGAGACCAAGAGGGCCGUCAUCAUCAUCACAGAGAUGUGCCAUGAGGAACUCCUGGAGAGGAUGACUAAGAAAUCUGCCGUGAUGGAGUCAGACAUCCGCUCUAGUAUCAGGCAGCUGCUGGAGGGCCUCAGCUAUCUCCACGACCGCAACAUCAUGCAUCUGGAUAUCAAGCCCGACAACAUUCUCAUGGCAGACCCAAUGAAUGAUCAAAUUCGCAUAUGUGAUUUUGGGAAUGCAAUGAAACACACUCCCGAUGAUUCGCAGUACUGCAAAUACGGCACACCCGAGUUUGUGGCUCCGGAGGUCGUCAACCAGACCCCUGUUUCGAAGGCAACCGACAUCUGGCCGGUUGGAGUCCUGACCUAUUUGUGCCUGACUGGGGUCUCUCCUUUUGCUGGGGAGAACGACAGGAGCUCUGUCCUCAAUAUCAGGAACUAUAACGUGGCCUUUGAAGAGAGCAUGUUCGCUGACCUGUGUCCCGAGGCCAAGGGCUUCGUUAUCAAACUGCUGGUGGCUGAUAAAGUGAGACCUGAUACGAGUGAAUGUCUCCGUCACCCCUGGUUUAAGAUUCUGAAUAAAGGAAAAUCAAUCAGCACAGAGUUCCUAAAGAAAUUCCUGUCCAGGAGGAAAUGGCAGCGAUCUCUCAUCAGCUACAAGUCUAAAAUGGUGAUGAGAUCCAUCCCGGAGUUGCUGGAUGACUCCUCCAGUCACGUGUCCAUCGCCAUCCCUAAACACCUCCGAGAAGGUGGCAGCGGCUCCCCGCCUCCCUCCUCUUCCUCCGACUCGGACGAGGACAUCGAGGAGCUGCCCUUCAUCCCCAUGCCCUUGAACCUGGGCUUCUCCGGCUCCAGGGUCUCCCUCACCGACAUCCCGGCCGAAGACGAGGCCUCCAGGAAGACCAACGGGUCUGUGGAGGCCUCAGCAGCGGCAGCAGCAGCAGUGGUCAACCAGGGUCAGGAGCCCAUGGAGUGUGAGCCAACAGAAAAGGACGCGGAGGUUAGUGACGGAGGGGACGCCUCCUCGGCUAGAGGACGGGGGAGGAAGAGACCGACCCAGGACGACGGGAAGGGGUCCUCGGACGACGAGCCGAGCGAUCUGGCCCAGCGGCUGGCAGAUCACCCGAAGAGGCCUUUGCGCAGGGGCUCCAGCAUGGACUCCGACAAGCCCGAAGGGGCCAGCCGAAAGAGAGGCGAGCUCCGUCGAGGCGGCUCUGCCGACAGCGCACUGGCGCUCCGCAUCAGCCCAGAAGAGGGCGCCAGGGAGGGAGGCGCGGGCGCCGACGACGGCCGACGGGUCCUGAAGAAAGCCGUGUCCAUGGAGCUGCCGCGCAGGAGCGCCAGCCCCGGAGCCGGGAGCCUGAGCCAGGAGGACUACGCCCUGAAGCUGGAGCUGAUGAGGCAGCGGCUGCUGAGAGGCGGCCGGGUGGACAGCAAGAUGGGCGGCCUGCGGGGACCCCUGCUGGACAACCUGGGCAUCAGCGCUGCCGACGACCGGCGCUUGAGGCGCGUGGGCCCCGCUCCGCUGGUCAGGGCGGCGUCCACCGAUUCGCCCCGGGACGACGUGCCCAAGACCAAGGUGCUGCGCAAGAGCGCCUCCUUCAGCCAGGGCGACACGGAGCCCAUACCGCUGCACCGCCGCAUGGGCGCGCCGCUGGAGAUCCCCCUGGCCCAGAUCGAGGAGAGGAGGCUGCAGGAGGCCGCGUCCAUGUCCAACCUGGCCGUCGACGUCCGGCCCGUCACACCCAAGCCUCCAUCGCCCGCACCAUCGCCGGUGGUGGAGAGACAGCAGGAGGUGGUCAUGAAGGAGCAGCAGCAGGUGGUGGUGCAGGAGAAAGCUCAGGUUGUGGAGCGGGUGGAGAGCAGGCCAGUGGUGGAGGAGGUGACCGCGAUGGAGACGGCGUCGGCGGUGGUGGUGGUCCCGGAAGUGAGAGUGGUGGAACCGGUAGAAGAAGAAGAAGAGGAAGAGGCUGUUGUUGUCGUGGUUGCGCCAGAGCCACCAAGGAUGGAGGAGCCACCCCAGGCGGUUCAGAAGGUGAUGCAGAGGGCCACCACGCCCAGCAUGCUCCAAAGAAGUGUGAUCGAGGAGAAAAUCGAGGAGGUGGAUGAAGAGGAAGAGGAGAAAGAAGCAGAAGCAGCAGUAGUAGCUGCAGCAGAGGUAGUAGUUGUAGCAGCAGAGGAGAAGAAAGAAGAGGAGGUGAAGGAAGAGACCAAAGAAGACGAACCGAUGCCAGAAGCUACAGAUAGAGAGGCGUACAUGCCGAUGGACGACCCCGACGACCUCUACCCGGCCGUGCGACCUUCCGACAUGUCCAUGUCCUCCAGCAGCUCCGUCGCCAUGGCGCCAUCGGCUCAGAGGACCGCGGUCGUCACCACCUUCGUCACGCCGUCGCCGAGUCGCGUGGUGCUCCCGGACGGCAGGAUGUCGGCCUACGCCAGCAUCAUGCAGACCAUCGCGGUACCAGCCGACGGCAGUCCUGCACCAGAGUCAAGUCCGGCACCGGCGCCAACACCCGUCUAUUCAUCCGUGCCGGUCUACUCGCCCGUUCACCAAUCCAUGCCAAACCUCGUCAACCCGUACAACCUUGUCAAGCCGGAAACCAUGCGCACCAGGGAGCACCCGGCCGUGUUCUCCAGGGUGGCGUCCACGGAGCACCUCAACAAAGAGCCCAGUCCACCCAAGACCCCCUUGCCUCGACGCUCCCCGACCAAGGAGAGCACACCGGCCGUGGCCGGGGCUGGGGCUGGGACUGUGGCCGGCACCCCCAUCACGGACAUCGCCUCCGAGGAGGUCUUCGAGACCCGCUUCAAGAAGCGAGAGUCGUCCCUGACGCGCACCCUCAGGCGUCUGCCCUGGAGGUCCGACUCUGAGGAGAAGGUGGUGGUGGUGUCCCCCGAAGACGAGAGCGAGCAGGUGUACCGGCCCGUGGGUGGCGUGGCAGGCGGCCCGCUGGAGUUCAAUGCCCGCCGCCUGGAGGAGAAGUCCAAGUCGGUGCAGGACCUGCGCGAGGCCCAGAAGGACCCCAGCUUCAUGAGGAGGCUCUCCAUGCGCCUGCGGAGAACCCCCUCCGAGGAGAAGAUCAAGGAGGCCAAGGGGGAGGAGGAGCAGGACACCAGCUCCUCCAGGCGCAGGCUCUCCUGGGCCUCCCUGGGCCGCCGCAACUCCCAGGAGAAGAAGGAGGUGGAGAUGCAGAGGAUGGACGGAGGGGUGGAGACACCCGCGGACACUCCGGCCGUGAGCGACGCCAGGAAGCAGCCUACCGAGUCCCCCGUGCUGGCCAUGCGCAAGAAGAUCGGCUCCACCGUGGCCGGGAUCUCCCAGAGGAUCCGGAGCUUCUCGGAGGAGAGGAGGACCAGGACGGAGGAGAGCGCGGAGAGGAGAGAGGAGAGGAGGCCCUUCCUGUCCCUGCUCAGGCGCUCCUCCUCCGGCCAGACGGGCUCCCAGGAGUCCCUGGAGUCCAUGGGCAGCAUGCAGUCCGAGUCUAAAGCAGGUGCAGAGACGGAGCGACGGUCACGUUGGGACAGGUGGGGGCUGGGCAGGAGCAAGCGGGACAAGACGGUGUCCCAGCCAGACAUCCCCGCCGCCAUCACCAGGGAGAACGGCUCGCUGCGCUCCCGCCAAUACUCACGGCUGGCCUCAGACUUCCCUCCUGUGUUCCACAUUAAGUUGAGGGACCAUGUCCUGCUGGAGGGGGAUCCAGUCACUCUGAGCUGCCUGCCGGCUGGCAGCCCCCACCCACACAUCCAGUGGAGGAAAGAUAAGCAAGCGCUGGAGAUCGACGCCAGGAUGAACAUGAUCUCCUGUCCCGACGGGCGCCAGCUGCUGAUGAUCAUGAAGACCACCAAGAAGGACGCCGGGCUGUACGAGUGCGUGGCCACCAACCCACUGGCCUCCAUCACCAGCUCCUGCACCCUCUCCCUCGCCCGUCUUCCUAACCGUCCGGGCACCCCCGAGGUCCCCCAGCGCUACAGGAACACAGCCCUGGUGGUGUGGAGGCCCUCGGACACCAUGGCCCCCUGCACCUACUCCCUGGAGAGGAAGAGCGAGGGUGACCCCAACUGGCUGAUGGUGGCCACUGGUGUGGCAGACUGCUACUUCAACGUGACCGACCUCCCCCCCACCGGGGCCAUCCGCUUCAGAGUGGCCUGUGUCAACAAGGCGGGUCAGGGGCCCUACAGCAACCUCUCAGAACAGGUGCUCCUGGAAACAGCUACAGAAACUCCUAAAUCCACUUCUGUGGUGGUGAAGACACUCCCAUCUACCCCCACCGUGGUCACGUCGUCCAUCACCAUGCCUAUGAAGCCGGCCAGCGCCACCAAGGCCGUGUCCCCUACUCCUCCUGCUGCUGCUGCCCCUACUCCUGCUGCCGCCCCCCAGCCUCCAGCCCCCUCAGCCACCCCUGCCUACGCCCCACCGCCCAGCAAGCCCACCGCCCCUGUGGCUGCCGUCAGCGUCACCGUCCCUGCCUCCACGCCGUCCCCCCCUGCUCAGAGCACCCCCACCCCCAUCCCCACCGCUACAGCUGCGCGUACAGCAACACCUACUAAAGCCAAGAGUACGCUGAACAUCAUCAUGGCCAAGCCCUCUGCCUCUGCUGCAGCCUCUCAACCACAACCAGCUAAAACAUCCACCACCACCGCCACCAUCAAGCCGGCUCCCCCUACCAUCCUCCCCAAGCCCAUGAGUCCAGUCAACGUGGUGCCCCCCAUGACCAAAGCCACCCCGGCCGUCUCUCCUCCCCCGCCCCUGGUCUCCGCCCCCCAGCCCAUCAGCAAGCCCAUCUCCACGCUGCCCAUGUACGCCGCUUCCGCCGGCCAGGGCGCGCCCACCCCGACUCCCGCCAUCCCACCGACCGCUGCCCUGUCCCCACGCGUCGUGCAGGUCACCACCCUGACCUCCGACAGUAGGAGCAUGACCCCAAGCGGACGCAUCACACCCUCAGGGCGGGCCACCCCAUCCAUGCUGCGGCAGGGGGUGCCCCAGAAACCCUACACCUUCAUGGAUGAGAAGGCCAGGGGUAGGUUUGGCGUGAUCCGAGAGUGCCGCGAGAACGCCACCGGCAACCUCUUCAUGGCCAAGAUCGUGCCGUACGAGCCGGAGAACAAGAAGUCUGUGCUGCAGGAGUACGACAUCCUCAAGUCGCUGCACCACGACAAGAUCAUGGCCCUGCACGAGGCCUACGUCACCCCGCGCUACCUCGUGCUCAUCUCCGAGUGCUGCGCCGGCAAGGAGCUCCUCCACAGCCUGGUUGACAGGUUCCGUUACUCAGAGGACGACGUGGUAUCAUAUGUAGUCCAGGUGCUGCAGGGUCUCGACUACCUCCACAACCGGCGCAUCCUGCACCUGGAUAUCAAGCCCGACAACAUCAUCAUCACCCACCUGAACGUGGUGAAGAUCAUCGACUUUGGCUCCGCCCAGACCUUCAACCCGCUCUUCCUGAAGCAGUUCAACCCGCCUCUGGGGACGCUCGACUACAUGUCUCCUGAGAUGGUGAAGGGCGAUGUGGUGGGCCCGCCAGCUGACAUCUGGAGUGUGGGCGUCCUGACAUUCAUCAUGCUCAGUGGGAGGUUGCCUUUUACGGAGUAUGAUCAGGCCGAGACCGAAGCCCGGAUCCAGGCGGCCAAGUUUGACCUCGGCAAGCUCUACCAGAAUGUUUCCCAAAGUGCCUCUCUCUUCCUGAAGAAGAUCCUCUGCAGUUACCCCUGGGCUCGGCCGUCCAUCAAGGACUGCUACAACAAUGCCUGGCUGCAGGACGCCUACCUGAUGCGGCUGCGGCGCCAGACGCUGACCUUCACCACCACGCGCCUCAAGGAGUUCCUGGGCCAGCAGCAGCAGGCGCGCGUGGAGGGCGCCACCAAGCACAAGGUGCUCCUCCGCUCCUACUCCUCCACCCCUCCCCAGACGCCACAGAGUCCCACCGCCCCCACCCCCACACCCUCCCUGGCCACGGCCACCGUCACACAGUGACCUCCUGCACCACACCAUACAACACUAGCACAGUUUCGUUAAGCUGCACAAAAGGCAGAUGGACUUGCUUGCUGUGGGCCCCAGUUUUCCCCCACCGUUACCUCCACUGAGCACCACCACCACCAUCACCCACCAACCACCUCCAUCAGAGGAGAAGCCUGGAACGGUUCUCCUUAGGAGGCUGGGUGUGCUGGGAGAUGUUCCUGGAUGCCCCUUGGGGGUCACUCACUGAAGGGGUGCUGGGGCUUGGGAAUCGGGACUUGGGGGGUGGGUUGGCUUGGUCUGGUCUGGUCUGGUCUUUGCUGGCCUGGUUUAGCCAUGUAUUUUGUUCUAAAAGAAGCAUACCAGACUUGGGUGGGUGGGACUGGGGAGUCAUUGCAGGAAAUGAGAGAACUCUGCUCCUGCAUAUUCAGCCAUGGAGAGAGAGGUCUACCUUGGGACAAUGUCCCUCAACAACAGCAAGAACAUGGAACACAGAGCACACAGUCGCUCCCGAAACCAGAUGGUAGUAACGUACGUACACACUGGAGUUCAUAGUUUCCAUUUUUGUCUUGACCUCUUCUCUGCUGUUGGCAGCAUGCUCAAUGGUUUAGUGUUGAAUCUAACCCUUGACCUUGACCUCGUUUCCCUCUCACUCUUUCCUUCUCUCAACAGUCUUCUAACUCACUUGGGGUGGGUUUUUUUUUUUUUGAGGAAGCUUUACUAACGUCUCACAGUGGUGUGUGCCCUUCAGGGGACAUGUGGACCUAUCUGGGUGGGGCUCGGUAGCUGUAUUUUUUCACAAAGCUCAUUGGUCGACAAAAGAGUUACGAGUAGUAGUAUUUGCAAGAAAAAGUUAUAUAAUAAAGCAAAAGAAAAAUAUGUAAAUGUGUAAUUUUGUUGUGUCUCUUUAGGUGAAGCAGGGGACUUGCGAUUUGUUAAGACAUAUGGUGUACAUCUUUUUUCUGCUAGUUUUUAUGACCUUAAAAUAAUCAUUUUACUACCAGUUAUUGUGAGAGCAGUAACAUGUCUAAUUUUAAAACAAGUUGACAUAAAUUGCCAGUGUUGUGCAAAAAAAACUUUGGACAUGAAGAACAUGAUGAUGAUGUCAAAAUAUUUUUAAGGUUUUAGAGACUAUUUGUGUGUCACCACACAUUCAUUUGGUUGAAAGGAAAUUGGAUGAAUGAUCAUUUUCAUGUGCUAAUGAAGGCAAUUUAGUGUUUUUUUCCGAAAAAGAUGUAAGCCGGGUUCAGUGUAAUUAACCCAUCCAAAAUAUUUUGAUUGAAUCAUCUUGAAUUACAUGUAGAUUCGGACAGGCAUUAGAAAUAUUAAAAACGGAAAGAAUAAUCCAGACACAAUCCUAUGAAAAAGGGAGGAAUUACAUUAAAACGCCUUUAUGUAUGGAUGCUAAAUGUGAUUCCACUCUUUUCGAUAUGUCUCUGGAUGCCUGGAUUAUACUGGAUUAUCCAAGAGUGCCUGGAUUAUACUUUCUGAUCCUCAUCAUCCAAGAGAGCACCAAACAUAUUGGUGAAGACAAAUUGACCGAUUGACCUACCCGCCAUCUGUUCUCAAAUCUCAAAUAUUAACUUAUUGAAAUAUUGAUCUUGGAAAUGCUAAUUACAUUUUUUUCUGCUCACCAUGCCCAUCUGUGAAGACUUCACAUUCUUGGGUGUUGUUUGUAUGUACACACAUGACUAAUCCUACUCACAGCAGAUGAAUCAAUCCUUGGUUUUGAAAGUACAAACCCUACCACAAAUUUGAUCCAAGCAGCUCAUAAUCAGUUGAUCAGCAAAGACAACUCAAACAGGUAGAACACUAGACCAGUUAACUCAGUUUAGUCACCACUGUGUUGGAAGUAAACUGUGGCAAUGUUUUCCCUGGAACUAGCACCGCUAACACCCCUGACUAACAGUUCUCAGUGUGAGACCUGUUUGAUGGACAUUUAUUACAUAUUAUAUUCUAUUACAUUUAUAUUAACUAGACAUUUGUCCAUAUUAUUGCAUACAGGGUCUGUUUAUAGCCUCACAUGUUGCAGGCAGAAUCCUUUGCCCAUUGCAUUUUUAAUUUUAGACAUUGACAGUUUUUCAUGGUAAAGUAGAUCAUGGAGCUACAAUACUUGUUGCACUGAAUGUCCUGAUAGCCCGUUUGUUGCCUUCAUAUCCACCUUAUUACUCUGCCCACUAACUCAGCCCAUAUUAAUAGCUUUAGUUUCCCCACAGCGUUUCUGGACUGCUAGUUCCGAUGUGGCUGCCCAUGGCCCUUCUGAAUGGUUUAGCACUAGCAACUGCUACCCAGAUUAUGGCGCCACCCUUGUAGGCCUAACGUGGAUAAUAAGGUGGAUUCAAACAUUUCUCCUGACGGAGUCCUGCAUAGUCCUGCUGUCACGAAAAGAGAUUUAACACAAUUAUUGCACCAUUUCAAAUGACGUUACUUUUUUUUCCUGUCAUGCUUGCACUUUUACCUUUAUCAUAGCUAUUAAAUUGAACGGAAAAUAUAUUGUACAUUUGUUAAUUAAAUCUAAGCUAUGCCAGCAAAUGUUGAAAUUUGUUGAAUUGCAAGUAUGUCUGGCAUCCUUUUACCCAAUCAAUUCUGGAUGGAUUUCUUGUAAUAACUUGUACAAUUUGCAAGUUUCCACUAUUCUUAUUUAUUAUUAUCGGUAUUUUAUGUUGCAAUGUCUUUGGACAUUACUAAGUUCUACAUUUCAUCAUUAGCUGUAUAUCAUACUUUUGGUGUUGUAUAAUUGAGCAUAAAAGUAAUGAGUUUAGUUUUAAAACUACAUUUAAAUUGUUAGUUGCAUUUUAUUCAUUCUUUUAUGUUGAAGGCUGAGUACAUUUGUUAGCAUCACUUCUUUUUCUUUCUGGUAGCAACUGACGCUAUGUAAUGUCGAAGUUUAUCACAUGUAGUUAUUUUUUUAAGUUGACUGUCGGAAUGUAAUGAGUUGCAACUCCUGUCAAAAUCAAUAAACACUGCUAUCUCAAAAUGUAAUAGCCAACAAAUCAAAAUGAGUAAGCAAUAGUCUUGUUAUCUGCUACAGUAUGCUUUCAUAUCAUGCUGAAUUUACAUCUGUUUGAAAACUUUGUAGAUAUUGCCCUGGGUCACUUGCUGUAAAUGUGAGGAUACACGGAGCAAUUUCCUGAGCAAUGUUACCGGGUGGCAUCAUGACUGCCUCCAAAUUUCUUGAUGGAAUAGUUAGAAAAGUUGCCUGCUGCUGAUCCAAGUUCUCUUGGUAAAAGUGUUAUGGUGAUAUAAACAGUCCAAACAGAAUCGUCUAGUAUCAUUACCCAGACAUGCUGCUCAGAACGCUGCCCUGUGUAUCAUCACCAUUAGAACAUGCUGUGGCCUGAGUGCAAAGUUUACCAUUAGACCACGGAAGGCCAAAAGCCGAAUUACCCCCAAUUUGAAAAAAGCAGACCCAGAUCGGUAUUUUCUCUUCUAAUAUGGUGACUGGUUGUAAACUCCACUCAAUUCAACAUCUGCAGUGACCAGGACAAAAAAACAUGUGCAUCCUUCAUAUCCAGUAUGUAGACUGGCAUUACAGUAGGUUGUGCAAUACCAAAGCUGUUCAUAUUGAAUUCCUUGGAAUGCAACUUCAAAUCCAAUAGAGUACCUUCUGCAGUGCCCAUGAAGUAAGAUGUCAAACACAUUGUCAUUACCAUUGCCAUGUUAGAUUGAGUACUUUUUUCAAUGCCUUGUAAUUUAUUAAAUGGGUACGUAAAUGGGUGUAAAGAUAUAGCUAACUAUUAGCUAGAGUUCUAUAAAGUGGAGACAGUAUGGCUGAUGUGAUAAAACAAAUAAAGAAUUUAUCAUUAAAAAAAUGCCCAGUCAACAGUUUGUGGUUGUGAAUGAGGUUUUGUAUUAUUUCUUCUUUUUGUGCCUUUCUUUCUUUUUCGUUGUUCUGGACCUUUGACCUGAUGAGCAACCCCUUUCAAUGUGAAUCUGAAUAAAGAGUUUAUUUCUGGAUUGCAUUAAGAUGCAUUGAAAC
Engraulis encrasicolus (European anchovy) is the source of this 16167-nucleotide messenger RNA. It is a transcript of the gene spegb, whose product is annotated as striated muscle enriched protein kinase b. The transcript has 43 exons. Gene Ontology annotation, molecular function: protein binding; protein kinase activity; ATP binding. NCBI's taxonomy places the organism in Eukaryota, Metazoa, Chordata, Actinopteri, Clupeiformes, Engraulidae. Bases 894 to 12206 code for a protein of 3770 amino acids. The record is from RefSeq and is a predicted model, not a curated record. Gene Ontology annotation, biological process: protein phosphorylation.